AACAACAUCAAAGUUUAAACGUUUCGUACAGUCAACUGUACGAACUUCGCAGACAAAAGACAAAUCAGAACAUCGCUGGAGCCGCUUCUUCUGACCGUUCAGCUAAUAUAAAGAACUCUUCAUUAUUGGUUUCUUUGUUACGUGAUGGAAUUUUGCCAGACAUAAAUCAGGCUUUAGGCCGUCAGACCCAGGCCAGCAUAACCAACAAAAACACCACACCCUUCCAGCAGGUUGUAUCAGUUGAGCGGCAACAAUGCAGUGUUUCGUCAUACUCCCAGCGCAGUGGUCCUCAGCAGGGAUACUAUCAGAGUUCAAACGAAGGAAUGGCGAGAGCGACGUCUGCAUCCCCAGCAGCAGCCGCCUUAGCUCCGCAUCAACAGUACUUGAAUGCGAGUACAUUCCCAUCGAGUGCCUGCAUGCAGAAUUACAGCCCAAACAGCACACAGGGAUACUCUACAAGCUACCUAGCAAAUGUUGUGAGACCCAGCCAUCAAUCGGUUGCAAACCUUGCUGUGACCCAGUCAUCAGUAAAUACACAAUCCAUGUAUAUUUCCACAACAAAUCAGCAAAAUGGUCAUUUAAGUGCAAGGCAAGUUAAUUCGAAAAAUGUCUACAAUGGUCUCAAUUAUGAUCCCCCUCAGUACAGCAUCAGCCAUUCGUCCAAUUUGCCAAGAAUGUCCAAUCAGAUUGUUCUAUCUUCAGCUCCAGUUUUGAAUAAAAGCUAUAAUGGGAAUAGCACCCAACCUCCACCUUACUCCCCUAAACCGCCUCAAAGUUGUAGUCCUGGGACUGUGUUGUCUUUGCCCACACAAACACCCUUACCAAAAAAUGCCAGCAUUAGAUCAGCGAGAGUUGAGAGUGGAUGGGGUCAGUCAGUCCUAGUUUCAGUUCCCAACAAUAAUAUGGUCCCAGAAAGACACCCAGUUAUAUCUUCAAGUGAUGGAUCUCUAUCGCCUAAGCAGCCUGAAAGUGUGUCCUCACAAACAACUCCAAAAAAUGAGUUAAUAACAAAGAUUAGACGCUGGCUUGAAGAAAUGCCUGAAACCCUUAAACAAAAGCAUUCCUCUCAGGUGAUUCCUAGUCAUGCUAACACAAGAGCAGUUGCUGUUGUCCAACCAUUAUCACAGGAGGGUGAGAACAUCUCCACAAACAAUACAAGCAGUGACUCUUUGAUUAACCCAGAGAAAGGAUGUAUUUCACCCACUGUAGUUAGCAACAGUUGUGAGCACCAAAGACUUGACAUUGGUUUGGACACAGAACAUCCAAUCGCAAAAGAGUCCAACAAAGCGAUGCCAAAUAAAAAAAUUGUAAUGGCAAGUUCAGGACUGGAGAAACAAAAAUCAGUCCAAGAAUCAGAAAUAAGCAACAGAAAAAGUCCUCAGUGUUUAUCCAAAGAACCUAGGAGUGGAAAAAGGGCAAACGCGACACCUUCACCAGCACCUAAUGCUGAUAUUACUUCUCUCCCAACAACCACUUGGACCGCCGCAGCCUUAACGCUUUUAAUUCAAGAGACAGAAAAGUCACAGGUGAUCCCAGAAGAUUUCCCGAGUGAUUUACCACUCAAACUUAAACGUAUGUUUUUGGCUGCUGUGCACUCAAAAGUAGGUAAUGACCCCACAUUUGGUUGGAGACUAAAUUUUUGUCAAAAAAUUAGACAUUUCUGUGAUCAGCACGUCUCUCCAGAAACUGUGGUGCUGUCACAAGUGGAGGAAAAGUUUAAAGAGAAGCUUGAACAUUAUCAUGUCCUCAAGGAUGAAAUGUACUCAGAACAGCCUUACAAAUCACUCUGGUUAAAUGUCAAUGAGAAGCUCGAUGACAUUGAUAACGAAUUUGGCUUUCCCUGGGCUUUGAGGCGGCAUUUUUACGUGGAUGAGAGUGACAGCCAAAAAGAUGAGGAGAAAAUUGGGGACGAUCUUUGCAAACCGGCUAUAAAUGAAGUUCCAGAAGAAGUCCUGUCAGUGUCUGAAGUUGAUAACACAGCUGUGAAAGACCAAACAUCUUCUAUCCAGCCCCCCUCGACUCCAACAGACUCCUCAAAUGAUUCAGGGGAAGAAGAUUCCAGUGACCCAAAUUACUCAUUUCAAAUUCAGAUUUUGUCUCCCGAAAAAGCAAAGGCUUUGUAUGAAAAGGUUCAAAAGGACAAUUGCAGUACAGGUGGUCAGAAAGAGAUUGUUGAAAGGGACCAUAUGAAGACUGACACUCCCAAUCACACAGGUGCCACUUCACCAGAGCCAGAUGUAAAAAUCCUGCCAGUUAAUCCAAUUAAUCAGAUUUGCUGUCUUGGAAAAUUUAUGGAAAUUAAUUCAGGAUUAAACACUCCAUCUGUGAAAUGUCUAUGCAAGGAAAAAGAGGAAGAGGGUAAAAGUACAGGCAAGGCUGUCGCUUCUGACCCAAAGAAUCUUGAAAACAUUGUGGAAGAUGAUUGUGAAAUCAUAACAUUAAGUGAGGAACUCCCCUCUAAGUUCUACCAAAUUAUUGAUCUAACUGACGAUGACAAACCAGACCCGGCUACCAAUCAAGAGCCAAAGAUGGAGCACUGCAUGCCCAUUGACAGUCUGUCAGAUUUUGAUAUAACAAGCAGCGCAGAAGAGGACGAACCUUCUAACGAAUGUGGCUCUCUUGAGGAGAUUCCAAACUUUGUUAUUAAAUUAUCUGAAUCUGAGGAAGAAUCUGCAACAGAGGAGACCACUUCCUCGCAAAUUGUUCCCCCAAGCUCUUCUGAAGAUUGUACCAAACAAGCCGAACCUUUAAAGCUCAGCAGUCCUGCAGCUGCAGUUCCCCUCCAGACACCGGAAGAUGGGGACCAAUGUGGACAAACUUCAUCUUCCUCUGAAGAUGAGACAAGGGCAUGUGUAGAAAUUGAGAAUCAUACGGACAUUGGUCCCAAAACGAGCUCUGAGACGAUAAUCGGAUCCAGUUUUAAAAAUUUGAAACUGAAAAUGAAACAAAGAAGCCUUCGCACACUUUCCCCAUCCGUAAAGGAACCGCAAGCUUCAACCUCAGAAGAAAAAUCUGUGAAAUUUGUAUUAUUUGGCUCCGCCAACCAGGGUAGAAGGGCUUCACCUGCAAACAAAAUUAGCAAUCAUUCCUCCCCAACAAUGGUGUCCAGUGGAGCACACCAACCUCCACAAGUUCUGUCCCUAUAUGUUGAAUCUUCCCAGAAAAACUCUAAAGAAACAGCCUACAGUGGGAAGCAAUCAGUCAAGCAAUUAAUUUAUGAAAAAUGGAGUAAAAGCUUUCCAAGUUGUUAUGGACGCAAAAUGAAACGACAAAAGAGAUUUUCUGCCUCCCUAUCAAAGGGUCAAAGCAAGAACAAACGACUAACUUCCUCUGAAAUUAGAGACUCUGACGAAAAAGGAAAAGUCUCUUGGGGUCAAAAAAGAUCUCUCCCCAACGCUGUUGGGGUUAAAGGGGCUAAGAGGAGAAGAUACCGCGUCUCUCUUGAACAGACUGCUCAUCGUGAACAAAGGAAUACAGGAAAUGAAGUGGAAGAUCCCACACCUCUCCAGAAGAACAUCGUCUUGAAGUUCAGCACACUACCCAAUACCUUCAGCUUCACAGAUGGGCUCAGCGCUGGAAACGAAGGCAACAAUCAAGUUUCAGACCAAACAGAAACUGUGAAUAACAACCAGAGCCCAGGAGAUGUGGUCAAAACCAUCAAAUCCAACAAAGACCUCUGGUGUCCAUCUCCUGAUCAGCAUUCUGAGCCUCCAAAGAUUCCCAAGAACUCCAACCUCUUUGAAGAGUAUCAGAAGAAAUAUCGAGAGAAAACCAGACCUUGACCAACAAAUAAAUCCCGAAACCACCUUCAUUUUGCA
This is a messenger RNA of Oryzias melastigma (Indian medaka), 3818 nucleotides long. RefSeq lists its product as uncharacterized. The record is from RefSeq and is a predicted model, not a curated record. Lineage: Eukaryota; Metazoa; Chordata; Actinopteri; Beloniformes; Adrianichthyidae.